UUUUCCGCGUCACCACCCCCCUCUGGCUCCGCUGCCGCUGCUUUCCCAAUCGAGCCGAGCACCGCAAUUGCAGGGCAGCGGAAACCGAUUAAAAAAGGCAACCCUCCUCCACAAAAGUAAAAAAAACAACAAACAACCACCGCAUCGCAUCGCAGCACCCAGCGAGCGAGCGGAAGGAAGGAAGGAGGGGAGGGGGGGGGAGCAAAAGUUCGAUAAAAAGGAGAGGAGGAGACGAAGCGUCCAAGCCCAAGUAACAUCCCAACCUCCCUCUCCUCUUCCCCGCACCCGCAUCGAGAUCUUGCCACCGCCGGAGAUCGAGAGGAGGAGCGGCGACGCGGCCCCGCCCCGAUCCCUCCGCCGCCGCCGCCGCAGACGACGACGACGACCGAUCGGGGUAGGAGGGGAGGGGAGGACGCGAUGGAGGCGGACUCCGGGAAGCUCUUCGUCGGCGGCAUCUCCUGGGAGACGGACGAGGAACGCCUCCGCGAGUACUUUGGCCGCUUCGGGGAGGUCACGGAGGCCGUCAUCAUGCGGGACCGCAACACUGGUCGCGCCCGUGGGUUUGGGUUCAUAGUCUUCGCUGAGCCAGGCGUUGCUGAGCGAGUCACCAUGGACAAGCACAUGAUCGACGGCCGCAUGGUCGAAGCAAAGAAAGCUGUUCCCAGAGAUGACCAGAGCAUCGCAAGCAAGAACAAUGGCAGCAGCAUAGGCUCGCCUGGACCAGUGCGCACCAGAAAGAUCUUUGUUGGAGGCCUGGCUUCCAAUGUUACUGAAGUUGAAUUCAGAAGGUAUUUUGAGCAAUUUGGUAUGAUAACAGAUGUGGUUGUCAUGUACGACCACAACACGCAGAGGCCUAGGGGCUUUGGCUUCAUCACUUAUGAUUCAGAAGAUGCAGUGGAUAAGGCUCUGCACAAGAACUUCCAUGAGCUUAAUGGUAAGAUGGUUGAAGUCAAGAGGGCUGUCCCAAAGGAGCAAUCACCUGGACCUGUUGCACGGUCACCUGCUGGAGGCCAGAACUAUGCUAUUAGUAGGGUUCAUAACUUCUUGAAUGGCUUCAACCAGGGCUAUAAUCCAAACCCGAUAGGAGGUUAUGGAAUGAGGGUGGAUGGAAGGUUUGGUCUUCUCUCGGGCGCCCGAAAUGGGUUCUCGUCAUUUGGCCCUGGUUAUGGAAUGGGCAUGAAUGUUGAAGCUGGGAUGAACUCAAAUUUUGGCGUGAACUCUAAUUUCCUCAAUAACUCAAAUGGGCGGCAAAUUGGUUCAUACUACAAUGGUGGUUCAAACAGAUUAGGCAGUCCUAUUGGUUAUGUUGGGCUUAAUGAUGAUUCAGGAUCAAUAUUAAGUUCAAUGGGAAGGAAUGUUUGGGGUAAUGGAAAUGUGAACUACCAGAACAGCCCUACAAACAUGAACUCUUUUAUACCAUCUGGAAGUGGGAGUCAAGUUGGUAUUACUGGAGAUAGCAUAAACUGGGGAGGUCCUACGUCUGCCCAUGGUAUGGGCAGCAUUUCAGGCCUCACAUCUGGUAACCUUGGCCGUGGAACUGGAGAUAACUUUGGUUUGCCCUCUGGCAGCUAUGGGAGGAGCAACCCAACUGGCACCAUUGGUGAACCUUUUUCUGCAUCUGCCAAUGCAUAUGAGAUGAACAGCAUAGAUACAUAUGGCAACAACUCUAUUUAUGGUGACUCAACCUGGAGGUUCACAUCAUCUGAGAUCGACAUUCCUCCUUUUGAUAAUGAUCUUGGAAAUAUUGAUCCAGAUAUUAAAUCAAACAUGCCAGGAAGUUACAUGGGCAACUAUACUGUUAAUAAUAAUCAGACAAGCAGAGGUAUCACUUCCUAGGGGAGAAUAUUUUAUAGUCAUAUAUGACUUGUGAUAGGCGAGACACCCAUUAUAUCAGGUAUUCAGAUGCAGUACUGUGAAUUGGUGAUAUCAGAUUAAUAUACAGGUUAGUUAAUUGUUUCUAGCUAACCAGAGGUGUGGUUUAUGGACACCAACAUGCUAGAGGAGCGGAUACAAACAUUUUGUGAAGGUUUCAGAUUUUAGUUUAAUUUCUACGUGUAUUAGGUCUUUUGGUUUUCCGAUGAGAUGUGCAGUGGUGAUUGCGGCACACACUUAGAAGUGUUCCAACAUAAGCUGGAAUUCUGUCAUACGGACAAACUUGUAUACCAAGGGAUGCUGUAUUAUCUUGCCCAUUUAUGGCAACAUUAGCUCGCGUGUUUUCUUCUCUUUUUAACCAUUUCAUUUGUUACUAGAUAUUGGGUUGACUUUACUAGUAAACUAUUUGGGGGUGCCCAUGUCAUCUUGGCCCCCAUUAAUAAAGUCACCAAAAGUAUAUAACUA
This is a messenger RNA of Brachypodium distachyon (stiff brome), 2337 nucleotides long. Its product is annotated as heterogeneous nuclear ribonucleoprotein 1. Bases 418 to 1836 code for a protein of 472 amino acids. Lineage: Eukaryota; Viridiplantae; Streptophyta; Magnoliopsida; Poales; Poaceae. Gene Ontology annotation, molecular function: RNA binding. The record is from RefSeq and is a predicted model, not a curated record. The transcript is spliced from 4 exons.